UCUUAUUUUUUGCUUUAUGAGAGAAAUGUGGUAGGAUUAAUUUUAGUUGGAAAAAAAAUAAUGAGUGGCUGAGUGGGAAAACUGGUAGGAUUAAUGGGGUUGUUUGUGAGAGUAAAUAUGUAAUCCCAUAUAUCUAAAAAUAGAAGGGGCAAAAAAAAAAGACAAACUAACAUAGAAAUUGGGGCAAAACACAAAGGAUAGAAGGAUUAUAAACCAAAAAAAUAGUGUGAUAAAAUUACCUUUAGAUUGUUCCUAACUCUAUAUUAAUACAUCGGACAACAUAUAAGAAUUACUAAAAAAACAAAAAAUGGGACCCAUUUUUUAAGUCAACACCAUACCUUGAUUACCAUUCUUGUUAUCCACCACAUUUUCAUUAUUAUUGCAAUCUUAUAAACUCUUCCACCUAAACCACUACCCUUAAUCUCUUUCAAACAACAUUUCCUUUCCCUCUCCUCCACUCGAACAAGGAGUGGGCAUGCCUUGUACUUCCCAUACCCAUCCUCAUGUCAAUCAUCUCUGCUUCAUCCUCGUCGCCUCCGUCGUCGUCUUCACCUCACCAAUUAAAGCCCAACAACCACCACCAUGGCCUGACUCUAACCAAAACUACAACUCCCCUAUGGCCACUGCCCUCAUUGUCAUGAUCAUCGUUUUCUUCUCGGUCGGGUUCAUAUCCGUCUACCUCCGCCACUUCCUCGCUUGCUUCGGCUUUCGUGCCUACGGAGGUGGUCGCCGUGGUGUUGGAAAUCAUAUAGGAGGGCAAACACGACAUCCUCCCUGUGGACUCGACCCUACUAUAAUAAACUCUUUCCCUACAUUUUUGUACUCCGACGUUAAAGUCCACCGCGUAGGCAAAACUACGUCGUUAGAGUGCGCAAUUUGUAUAACAGAAUUCACUGACAAUGAAAUAUUACAAUUGUUGCCUAAAUGUAACCAUGUGUUUCAUCCUCAUUGCGUUGGUCCAUGGUUCGCCUCCCACGUCACGUGCCCGGUUUGUAGAGCGAACCUGGAGAUUCCGGUCCAUGAUCAAAGAACCAUCAAUUUCCACCAACGGUUCGAGCAACCGUCUUCAGGGGACGAAUCAGAGCCGUCCAACCAUGGUUUAAACCAAAACGACAGUCAUCCCAGGGAUGUGAUCGUACGAGUUGAACCGCCACCAGAGAUAACGGCUAAGAGUCCUAUACAGGAUAUUAUGAAGGGAUUAAGUGAGAGCGGUCGUAUGAUAAGAUUACCUAGGUCACAUUCAACGGGUCAUUCAUUAGUCGAAGAUAGUGAGAGAUUUACGCUAAGGUUGCCGGAUGAGGUACGUAACAAGUUAGUAAAUGAUGGUAAUCAAUUAUGUGGUCUACCAGCUGCUAUAGUUAGUCCAAGAAUUGGGUACCGUGUUAGUAGUGUUGGUUGUGGUACAAUGCAAGGGAAACCCGACCGGUGGCGGUUUUCAAUGAGCCCGCCUUUUAUUUCCCGGCCGGGUACCCGAAAUCGGAAGUUGCCAUGGAUUGCAGCUACACAACCCUAGUAAAAAUAAUACUAGUGGCAAUAACAAUGUGUCAGGGGGAAUAUUAAGAAGUCCAAUAAAUUUAUUGAAGUCAAUGAGAUCGCCGAAUAAAUCGCCGUUACACCAUGUUGGUAGAUGUAAUGACAUUGGUGAGCGAUCGUCGGAUCGGUUAAGGGCUAAUCCAACGCUUCAACAGCUCGAAUCGGAGGUUCAUCAUCAAAAGAGUUGAUCAUGAAUCAUGUUGAAUUUAACCCCCAAAAAAGUCUUGUUAGUUUUUACUAGCUUAGCAAGGAGUUGAGCUGGGUUCAACCAAAAUUUGAGGUUGGUAAUCUCUUCAUAAUUUGGUAUUAGGCUUUGGGCUUAAGACAAAAAGCCCAAAAGUUCGAAAUUUAAUAUGGGUCAAUAUGUUCCUAAUCCCGGUCGGAUUAUUGAUAAUCCGGCCAGGGUGAAAGUUGAUCAACUAGUGAUUUUGCCAACGAAGAGUUGCUCAUUAUUGGUUCGAAUCCGUGUGGUUGGUGGGGAACAAAGGAUAUAUAGGGAAUAUAUGUGUUUAUAGUUGAAUUGGAGUUUAAUACACAGUAUUUGUGGAGGAACUUUAACCAAAGGAAGACCUUUUUUAGUUGGGUGUCUAGGGGAGGAAAUUGUAAUUUCAUAUAUGGUUUAAUUUUGAGAUGUCAUUGUAUAUAAUUCAAUUAUUACAGAAGAUUUUUUUUUGUUAUUUUAAUUUUGUCUUCUUGUUCAAUUACAUACAUAUGAAGUAUACUGUCAUGUAGUUUGAUGAAGUCUUUAAAAGCAUGUCAACGAUUUAUGAUAGAGCUAUUGGAUCCUAAGCUUGGAAUUAGGGAUUUGUUUA
Molecule: messenger RNA, 2345 nt
Organism: Chenopodium quinoa (quinoa)
Lineage: Eukaryota; Viridiplantae; Streptophyta; Magnoliopsida; Caryophyllales; Amaranthaceae
Product: E3 ubiquitin-protein ligase ATL6-like
Exons: 1
Coding region: 476-1513 (345 amino acids)
Source: RefSeq, a predicted model, not a curated record